Molecule: messenger RNA, 1590 nt
Organism: Talaromyces amestolkiae
Lineage: Eukaryota; Fungi; Ascomycota; Eurotiomycetes; Eurotiales; Trichocomaceae
Exons: 9
Coding region: 1-1590 (529 amino acids)
Biological process (GO): transmembrane transport
Cellular component (GO): membrane
Molecular function (GO): transmembrane transporter activity
Source: RefSeq, a predicted model, not a curated record
AUGCCAGUGGAAGCUACAUCCAAGGACUUGGCCACGGCCAUUGACGUUGAGCCUUCCUCAAUUAGCGAAAACCAUGGCGACCAUGAAAUUCACUUUGUCCGCCGUGGCCAGGAGCUCGGAGAUACCUCUGAAGUCUCGUCCAGCAUCGAUGGAUACGACCCAGAGCUGAUGAGCGGGAGGACGCUGCUUACAGCGGAAGAAGAAAAGAAGCUGCUGCGAAAGAUUGACUGGCGGCUGAUGACGCUCUGCUCAAUCAUCUUCAUGUUCAAGAAUCUGGACAGUGCCAAUACAUCCAACGCUCGAAUCAUGAAUAAGGGAACGAAUCAAAACAUUAUCACCCAGCUCGGAAUGACCUCCAACGAGUAUAGUCUCGUGACGGUAGCUUACUAUAUCCCAUAUAUUGUCUUCGAAGCACCCUCAAACCUACUGAUCAAGAGAUUCUUGCCCUCCAGAUGGCAGUCGAGAAUUAUGAUCACCUGGGGUAUCGUUCUCAUGUGCAAUGCAGCCGUGAAGAACAAGAGCGGUUUAUACGCAACGCGGUUCUUCCUUGGAUUGGCCGAGGCUGGACAAUUCCCUGGCGUUAUCCUCCAGAUGACUUACUGGUACCGUCCAGACGAGAUGUCUUUGCGACUGCUCUACUUUUAUGUUUGUGGAAAUAUUUCGAGUAUCUUCGGUGGUCUUCUUGCUUAUGGAUUUGACACUGUGUCUGGCGCUGGGGGGCUUUCCGGAUGGCAGUGGCUGUUCCUCACCGAAGGCAUUGCGACCGUCAUUUAUGGCGUUGCCAUUUGGUUCCUGCUUCCAGACUUCCCUCAGACAGCAAAAUGGCUGACCGAGAAGGAGAAGAAGUUCAUCCAAGCUCGACUGCCAAUGAAUUCCCCUCGAGCUCACGAGCAAAAUUUCAAAUUCCGCGAGAUCAUUGAUUCACUGAAAGAUGUGAGACUAUGGCUGUUCACCUUGAUAUGGGCUACCUUCACUGUUGGAACCAGCGGCGUCACGUUUUAUCAAUCAACCGUCAUUGCUGACCUCGGAUACACGACCAUUGCUCAAGCUCAGCUGCUCAACAUCCCUAUCGCAGUCUGCGGGCUCCUGUUCAUUGCCCUAACAGGCAUCGCAGCAGACCGAAGCCGGAUACCCCGGCCACUAUACCCACUAUCUUUCCUUUUCGUCAUCAUCGUAUGCUACGGAGUGUUUGUUGCAUAUCCGAGCGCCGGCGCCAUAUAUGCCGUAACACUGAUUGGAAAUGCAUUGACCGCAGCCUGGUACCCUGUCAUGUGGCCAUGGCGCGUCCAGACCACUGCCCGAGCGACAGGCUCCGCCUUCUCCAUCGGCUUCGUCAACAGCUACGGACAGAUUGGCGGUGCCAUUGGGCCCCAAAUCUUCAGAAGCAAAUACGCGCCACACUACACCGUGCCAUUUGCCGCAGCCAUGAGUUUGGUGGGCGCCUGUGUGAUUCUGACACUUGUGACUUGGUGGGUAACUCGCGAGACGGAGCGUGACACGCGACGGCUCAAGCUGGCCAAGAUUGCAGCAGAGAAGACGGGAAAGACUAUUCUAGAUGAUGUUGUGGACCAUGACUUGAAGAAUCGCUAA